Molecule: messenger RNA, 3948 nt
Organism: Closterium sp. Yama58-4
Lineage: Eukaryota; Viridiplantae; Streptophyta; Zygnematophyceae; Desmidiales; Closteriaceae
Source: the annotation of a GenBank genome assembly
AUGCUUCGACCAACGACUCUUCGGUCUACCCCAAGCACCGCACCCGUGCUUGCCGUUCUGCUAUUGCUGCUCCUCUCGGGCACGCACUUCCCACUCCCAUGGCUGCCCGCGGCGCAUCCACGGCCGCCGCCGCUGCUGAUGGCGGCGGCGGCUGGGGGAGGGAACAACUACGGCGCCGCGCUCGCCCUGAGCAUCCUGUUCUUCGAGCAGCAGCGGUCCGGGAAGCUGCCGGCCAAUCAGCGAGCCAAGUGGCGCGGGGAUUCCGGGCUGAAUGACGGCAAGGACGUCGGAGUGGACCUAUCCAAGGGCUACUACGACAGCGGCGACAACGUCAAGUACGGGCUGCCCAUGGCGUUCACGGUCGCGACGCUGGCGUGGGGAGUGGUGGAGUACGGUAGCCAGCUGGAGGCGCAGGGGCAGCUGCAGUACGCGCUCGACGCCGUGCGCUGGGGCGCGGACUAUUUUGUUAGCGCGCACCCCGAGCCCAACGUGCUGUACGCGCAGGUGGGAGACGGCAAUUCGGACCACGCGUGCUGGCAGCGGCCCGAGGACAUGACCACGCCGCGCACCGCGUACCGCCUCGACGCCGCCAAUCCGGGCACGGAGGUCGCCGCGGAGGCCGCCGCCGCCCUCGCCGCCGCGAGUCUCGCGUUUGUCGCGAGCGACAAGGCGUACUCGACGACGCUGCUGCGACACGCGCGCGAGCUGUUCUCGUUCGCGGACAAGUACCGGCGCACGUACACGGCCAGCAUCCCCUCCGCCGCCACUUACUACCAGUCCUACUCCGGCUUUAACGACGAGCUGCUGUGGGCGGCGGGGUGGCUGUACCGCGCGACAGCGGACGAGCAGUAUCUGGGGUACAUCCGCGCGAACAGGGACGCGCUCAAGGGCGCCGCUACCACCGCCAAGAUUCGCUACCACCGCCAAGAUGUUCUCCUGGGACGACAAAUUCGCCGGCGCGCAGGUCGUGCUCUCGCAGGUGUGGCCUCGCCUCCCUCUCCUCCUCCUCUCGCCCACUACUCCUCAUCUCCCUCUCGCUUCCUCGCUUCCCUCUCCUCCCUAUCCUCCUCUCUGCUUCGUCUCCUCCCUCUCUUCCUCGCGUCCCGCUCAAUCGUGCAUGCGCCAAUCGAGCAUGCGCCAUUCGUGCAUGCGCCAAUCGUGCAAUCGUUUCAUCUCCCCCUGCAUCGCAAAUGCUACAAUCCUCCAUGCAAUAGCUGUCCCUGGCCCAUCUCCCCCUCUCCCCUUUCUCAAUCUCACCUCCACUUAUCACCCUCCUUCCACCCCGCUCUCCCUCUUUGUCCUGUCCGCUCCCACUCUCCUCCUCCCGCCUGCCCUCGAGUGCUGGCGCUGGUGGCGGGCGACAGCAGCAUGCAGGCGUACGCGGAUCAGGCACAGCAGUUCAUGUGCAACGUGCUUUCCGGCUCUAAGACGCCUGGCGGGCUGCUGGUGUUCUUACCGUGGAGCAACCUGCAGUACGUGACAUCAGCGUCGCUGCUCCUCACCGUCUACUCAGACUACCUCGACCGCGCCUCUGUGGGCUCCUUCAAGUGCGCCUCCGGCCAGACACUCACGCCCAAUGACCUCCGGAACAUGGCGCAGAAACAGGUGGACUACAUCCUGGGCAGCAACCCCAAGGGCAUGAGCUACAUGGCGGGGUACGGGGCGUACUACCCCACGCACCAGCACCACCGCGCAGCGUCCCUGCCGUCCAUCAAGAGCAGCCCCGCUUUCAUUGCGUGCGGCGACGGCUUCUCCUUCUUCCACACCGGGAACCCCAACCAGAAUGUGCUGGCAGGGGCACUUGUCGGCGGCCCCGAUGCCUCAGACUCUUUCACGGACGUCCGGGGGAACUACCAGCAGAACGAGCCGAGCACGUACGUGAACGCGCCUCUGGUGGGCGUGCUGGCUCGCAUCGCCGGCGGCACGGAGAAGAUCCCUGUCACUCACGCCGACCCGGGCCCGAUUAGCGCGCCCAGGGGACCGCGGCCCAAGGGAGAGAAUGGAGGGGGGAGCGGCGGAGGGAGGGGGCCACCGAAGAACACUGGCGGCAAGCCCAGCAAUGGCAAUAACAAUGGCGGCAGCAAGGGCAGCAGCGGAGGUGGCAACAACAAGGGCAGCAGCGGGGGAGGCAGCAGCAAGGGCAGCAGCGGAGGUGGCAGCAGCAAGGGCAGCAGCGGAGGUGGCAGCAGCAAGGGCAACAGCGGGGGAGGCAGCAGCAAGGGCAGCAGCGGGGGAGGCAGCAGCAGCAAGGGAGUGCGGCGGCUGGUGGUGCAGACGAGGCAGACGGCCGUGUGGAAGGACAAGAGCGGGCAGGAGGUGGCGAGGUACAAAGCCAACAUCACCAAUGUCAGUGGAGGGCGACUCAAUGCCGUCACUCUCAGGCCCAGCAACUUCCAUGUCUCGAGCUACUGGGGACUAGUUUGGUCGGAGAAGCCCCGGGGACUCAGGAUAGUGGAGAACGGCGGGAACAUGGAGAAGGGUGCGUCUGUGGCAGUGGUGUACAUUCAACCGGGAGGAAAGGCGCGUGUAAUUUGCCAGCUAGCCGACGCAGAGGGCAAGUUGGCCGGCAAUCCCGUGGACAUUCCGCAAGACGCGGGGCCUAGGGAAUUGACGGCGCUACUUAACGCGAUCCUUAACAAUGAGGAGAGGCUACCAUACGCGUUCUACAUAGACGACAGGGAGGUCUCAGAGCCCUUAGGGGAGCACCUCAGACAACACAAAGUAUCGGUGGAGAAGGUACUGUCCAUCGUGUACCAGCCACAGGCCGUGUUCCGAAUCCGCUCCGUCACGCGCUGCUCCGCCACCAUCCCAGGCCACACAGAAGCAGUGCUAGCAGUUGCGUUUUCCCCGGACAGCAAGCAGCUAGCGAGCGGGUCAGGCGACACAACAGUGCGGUUCUGGGAUGUGGACACGCAGACGCCGCUCAAGACGCGUGCGGGGCACAAGAACUGGGUGCUGUCGCUGGCAUGGUCGCCAGACGCCAAGUGGCUCGCCACGGGGGGCAUGGACGCCCACGUGCUGCUGUGGGAGUCGCCCGCUGGGGAGAAAGACCCGGUUGCUCUCAAGGGCCACCGCAAGUGGAUAACGGCCAUAGCAUGGGAGCCGGCGCACGUGGCGCUGCCGUGCCGGCGCCUGGCGAGUGCAAGCCGAGACGGGGACGUGCGCGCGUGGGACGCGGUGCGGCGCACCACCGUGUUCAUACUGACGGGGCACACACUGGCUGUUACCAGCCUGAGAUGGGGCGGAGAUGGCGUGAUUUACUCGGGUUCCCGGGACUGCACAGUGCGCAUGUGGAGUGCUGCCAACGGCGCUGCCCUGCAGCAACUCAAGGGCCACGGGCACUGGGUGAACUCGCUGGCGCUGAGCACCGACUAUGCGCUCAGAACAGGCGCGUUUGACCACAGGGGAGUCAACGGCCUCCCUGCAACAGACGAGGAACGCAAGGAGAAGGCGCGAGUGCGGUACGAGGCAGUGAAGGGCGCGAGUGGGGAGAGGCUGGUGUCGGGAUCAGACGAUUUCACCAUGGUGCUCUGGCACCCCGCUGCUGCCAUGCAGCCCAACUCCCCGCUCGCUGCCGCUCUUAAAGCCAAGCUCACCGGCCACCAGCAGCUAGUGAACCACGUGUGCUUCUCCCCCGACGGUCGCUGGCUGGCGUCAGGCUCGUUUGACAAGAGCGUGAAGCUGUGGGACGGGGUGUCAGGCCGCUUCGUUGCGUCAUUCCGUGCGCACGUCAGCCCCAUCUACCAGCUCUGUUGGUCGGCUGACAGUCGUCUUCUAGUGAGCGCCAGCAAAGACAGCACUCUCAAGGUGUGGGACCUUCAAACGCGCAAAGUGAGGGAGGAUCUACCAGGGCAUGCGGAUGAGGUGUUUGCUGUUGAUUGGAGCCCAGAUGGCACCAAGGUGGCAUCAGGGGGGAAGGAUAGGGUAUUGAAGCUAUGGAUGACGUGA